Molecule: messenger RNA, 525 nt
Organism: Ramularia collo-cygni
Lineage: Eukaryota; Fungi; Ascomycota; Dothideomycetes; Mycosphaerellales; Mycosphaerellaceae
Exons: 2
Coding region: 1-525 (174 amino acids)
Source: RefSeq, a predicted model, not a curated record
AUGCUUGGCGGAGCGGGAAGCCACCAUGAGAUGUUUGUUGGUGAAAUUACCACCGAACAACAUCAUCAUCAAACAUGUCGUCCAAUCCGAACGGCAAGCGAGUGUUUGAUAACAAUGGUGCGAAUGGUGACGGGAAGCGCCUGGCAAUCACGAGCCAGGCCUGGCACACGGCGGCCAACGACAGGUUGGUCGCACUACGUGCCGAGGUGGCAAGAGUGGAGGCUCGGCUGCGAGCGAAGCGAAUCCCGUUCCCACCGAGGCCGGGCGAGGAGGAAGAGAAGUGGAUGCACGAUGUGUUGGUCCACGAAGGGUUUGGUCAACGUGCGACCGCUGGUGGCAAUGCGCCACCAGCUGGCCGUGUCAGUGGUGACGAUGAGUCACCAGCACACGACACGGAGGGGGACCACGAGGUGGGUGAUGCCGCUCCGGCUGGGGAUGCACCGGUCGGGCCAGAUGGCCCGACAAUUACGGGUGAUGCCACUGCGGCUGGGAGUGUACCGGUCGGGCCAGAUGGCCCGACGAUGA